CACAGAGGACCAAGCAUCAAGCCACCACUUCUUCUCCGCGACUCCGCAACUUCAACUUGUUCAACCCGCCAAAUUUCUAGUCGCCCAGCUCCCGCUAUAUUCAAGCGGACCAUGAGCUGACAAUGCGGAAUAAGAAUGGAGGCAAUAUGGGAGCCUCCUCUGCUAACCCACAGACAAACGCUACAAUCGAUGACAAACCAGCCAUGACGACCAGCGCGAAGCGUAGCCUCCCGCCAGAGAAGCCAGAGGCUAUUCGGACCAGAACACUAGUGAUAUCUGCGUUUUGGGCUGUUAUAAUAUUCCUGGGCCUUCCGAUGUGGUGGAAGACAACGUCCAUUUACAGAGCGAGACUUCCGUUGGACGAGAUGAAGGAUUGGGCAGAUGGCAAGGCAUGUCGACCAGUCUUCCCCUUACAGAUUCUCGUCCAUGCUCCGUCAAUGAAUGCGCCUGAUGCCGAACACCUUAUUCGCACCACCCAACAUGCCCUAGACGAUUUGAACGAUUUCUCCGCACACCACCUCAGGCUUCGGCUAGUAGAAACGUCUAAGAGCCUAGGAGAACAAUCGGAGGCUAUACAAAUAGCAGAACCAGAUGCUGAGGAGAAAGAGAAUGCAGCCCUGAGUAUUAGGUUGCUUCCGCGAGAGGAAGUGGCCACACCGAGUUCAGAACUACAUGCGUACUCUGAAAGACUGGACAUAUUUUAUCCAGCUAACCAAGCACCGCUUACUUCGACACUGAAUUCACUCCUUGCUACAUUUAUCGCGGCAGAAGUGCAGAAACUGUUCAAUGAGGAGAAAGCAACAAUUGCAUAUAUCCUAUCAAAAAGCAACACCCUUAGUCCAUCACCUCAACCCUCGAUUCCAGGAGGUCACGCCCCUUCUGUGAAUAACAGAGAGCAAGGAGUGGCAGCCAUGAAGGCGGUAGCCCCCCAAUUGGCGGAGUCAAUUGUUCGUCGCACCACCCGUUCUUUUAAAUAUGCCGAAACCUAUCAUUUAAGCUUCUCGCUUUUCACACCGGGGCCGCUGCCAUCUUCAUGGGAUAUCGAACCAGCGCUGCAAGAUUACCUGUUACCGCUUCUAAGAACGUAUUUGCCCAUUAGCAACUUCUCCAUCGACACGCAGGUGCAGGUAUACGCAAGCUUUGCCCCUAGCGCGACACAGCCAGAAUUCGACGAAUCACUGGACGCCUGGACGCUUAAGAAGGAAGAGCUAGGUUCAUUCAUCAACGCUGCGGAAUGGCCUUUAAGCCCUAGCAUCGGCAAAAGCCCUACAAUAAAUUUCAUCCUCUACGUCCCUUCACCAAGCGAAUCUCCCCUCAUCAUUAAAGAAAAUCGCGCCACUAGCUGGCUCAUCCCUCAAUGGGGCGGAGUCUUCAUCCUCAACCCACCCCUUGAUCCGUCGAUGAUUCCUAGGGCAAACCCACCCCAUCUCCCCAAAGACUCACUCCAAAACCCCCUAUCUACCUUCUCCCAUCAACUCCUUACACUCCUUGGUACCCCGUCCUCCCCCGCAUCCCUCCCCCUCCGCCUCCAAGCCUUAGUACGCAUCCAUACAGCCUCCCUCCUCCUCUCCGCAUCUUCAACCAUGGGCUCGCUGGCCCGUCUUACACGCUCUCUUGCUUCAAUCCCCAUCCCACUCAGCGUAGCCAACUCCGUUUCGACCACUCUUUCGCAUCUCUCGGCUACAUGCGAUCUCUUGCGUGAGGGCCGCUUCAAACAGGCGUUGGCGAGCGCACGCGUUGCGGAGAAUGAGGCUGAGCGCAGCUUUUUUGAAAAGAGUAUGGUUGGGCAAGCGUAUUUCCCGGAUGAACAUAAAGUUGCGGUAUACCUGCCACUGCUGGGACCGAUUGGGGUACCCCUCGUCUUGGGCCUGAUAAGAGAAGGGAAAAGAGUAAUUCUGACGAUGAGGGGGGUUAGGUAGAUCUCUUCACUUUUUUUUUUUUUUUUUCUUUUUUAAUACCUCUUCUCCUUUCUCCUUGUCUCUUUUUUUCAGCCCGAAGUCCAUGUGUAUUCUAUUCAUUUACUAUUUUUUGAUGUUUUACAUCGGGGUCGUCACCCAUCCUUGGUAGACAAUCACCACAACUGGAAUACUUCUUUUAAGAUACCUACAAGGAUAAAAAUCGCAGGCCGAGAUCCGAUUUAACCCCUCUGUCCUUUUUUCCCCUUCUUUAUCGCGCGAAACAAAAAUCCAAAGAUAGAAUUUCCUUUCCUCGCCACCCCUACCACCAACCAACCAACCAGCCAACCAGCCAGCCAGCCAACCAGCCAGCCACAGCCACAGCAACCAACCCAACAUCCCAUCCACACCAACGUCUAUUCUCAAACCUAACAUCUCAUAUCCAUAAUUCAUUUCAAACCAGAACUCCAUCACGAUAGCGGCAAUUAGGCCUCGGCUAUCCAAUCCUUCCCGCCACCUAUAACACAUAUGAUCACAUCUUGAAUUCGCAGCAGCCACCACCACCACCCGCCUCAAAUGGCUACGUUGGUAAAAGGUAUACUUACUCUACUACACUCCUACGCCCUCUUGUUCGCUCACGUUCUCUCGGUCAGGUAACAUCCGCGGGCCCGGCCCCUGGAAAUUCCAGCGAGCCUCGGGAGGAUUGUUGACUUGCCAAAGUUCAUGUAGCACGGGCGAUGGGUGGUGGUACGGUACCUGUGGGCCGAAACCGGGUGAUUGACGCUUUUCACGCGGGAGCUUGAUUCUCCCUUUAAUGUGCUUGCUUGCCGGGGGGGGGGGGGGGGGGGGGGGGGUAUGGAAAAAAUGGGGUUUCUUUACAAGAUAUCACAUAGACUCGGUUAAGUCAGAUCCCCUUCUGGUCAUGGAGGGUAAGGUCGGGAGGAAUAUGGUGAUGUAUGGGGAAAUGUGAGGGGGAGCGAGGGGGAUAUAGAUAGAAGUCACAAAGGGUAUUUUAUUGGGGGCCAGAGGUAUCUUGGGCUUGGGACCAGGCCCGGAAAAGCGACUCUGUCUAACUACUAACAGACUGCUUCGGUUCAAUUUUAGAGUGGGAGUUGAGUUCCGGACCACAGCCAACCAUUUCGUUUGAACAAAGAUAUCCAUCAAGAGUAAAUUUGAGUAAAUUUGAGUUUUCCGGUUCCUGGUGGGCUUAUUCUAAAUAUUUGACAAUGUUAUGGAACCAGAUAUCCUACAAUGUACCUAUGGUGCUAACUGUGGAUAUGAGUGUGGAUGUGGUUUCACGUUAUUUAAAAGAAUGCUAAUAGGAAUGUAAAUCUUUUAGUUCGAACAAAGCGAGAUAAACUCAUGUGAGCUUCAUACUACAUAAGCUUGAGGGGAGAAUAUCCAUGUUUCUGAUUGUUUAUGCCUGCUGUAGCAGCAAAUCCGAGGGGAGUGCACAAGAGUCAAAAGCUACCCGUCGGCUCAUAUAGUAAGUAGCAGGCAGAUAAUCUCGCAUGGCAGUUGCAGAUAAAUACAUGUACAGUACAUAGCACGGUUCGCAUGUAGGUUGCAUAUCGUAGAUGGGCGACGUGAUAAUUGAAGUCACCAUGCACGGGGGCGCUUGGUUCAUUGGUAAUAGACAAAGAAAGGGAGACCAGGGAGGUCGGAUACGGGGUGAAGAUCAGUGGCCUCCUGCAGCCGAUGGAGCAAAAACAUGGGCUGAGAAGAAAAGAAAAAUGUAAGUCUUGGG
Messenger RNA from Blastomyces gilchristii SLH14081, 3642 nucleotides. Its product is annotated as phosphatidylinositol glycan, class S. Lineage: Eukaryota; Fungi; Ascomycota; Eurotiomycetes; Onygenales; Ajellomycetaceae. The record is from RefSeq and is a predicted model, not a curated record. Gene Ontology annotation, cellular component: GPI-anchor transamidase complex. Bases 123 to 1919 code for a protein of 598 amino acids. The transcript is spliced from 2 exons. Gene Ontology annotation, biological process: attachment of GPI anchor to protein.